GGAAGCAUGUUAUAAUAUUCUCAUGUCUAGUUUAAACUGAAAGCUUCGAACCGAAGUAACGCAAAACUAAGCAAAAACCCAAGAAAUAAAAACGUAGUUCUCGCAGAAAAUACUGGAAAGAAGAUCUUAAAAGAGAAUAGCGAACCAUUGAUAUUGACACUCGCGACAUGUCUGCUAUAAGUUCCAUGAAAAAAAACCGUUACGUUGAUAAAAUCGAGGCAAUGCUGACGUUACAAAAACCUAAGAUUGCCAUUGAUCACCGAGAACACGUUGUCACUAAAAAAGAAAAACUUGUGCGAAAGAAAAUCCAUUUAAAAGAUAACACUUAUAAAGAUUUUUUCCCGUAUGCUGCUGACGAAAAAAUAACAGAAGAGGUUAUUGUAAGAGUGGUGUCAAAGCUGUGUGAUUUUAUUAAAUCCUCUAAUGAUAGAACCAGCAAAGUUAUACACUAUAUUGAUCCAUCCCAAUUGCAGAAAGAAAUUGACUUUAAUUUUAAAAACGAGGGGGAAAAUCUUCAAGAGAUCCUGUGUAUAACAGAUAAAGUGCUAAAAUAUGCUGUAAAAACAGGUCAUCCUCGGUUUUUCAACCAACUGUUCUCCGGUUUGGACAUCACAUGUUUGAUGGGACAAUGGAUCAGUACAACAACCAAUACAUUAAUGUUUACUUACGAAGUAGGACCUGUUUAUAUAAUGAUGGAAAAAUAUCUUCUCGACAAAAUGAAGUCAAUAAUAGGUUAUUCUAAUGGCGAUGCACAGAUGUUUCCUGGAGGUUCAAUAUCAAACAUGGAGGCUAUGAGCAUUGCCAAGUAUCAUUUUCAUCCAAAUCUUAAAGAAGAAGGUCUUUAUGGAGGAAAACAAUUAGUUGCUUUUGUCUCUGAGGAGGCGCAUUACUCAUCUGAUAAAGCAGCUGCAACAUUAGGCAUUGGCACCAACAACCUUAAAAAGAUAAAAUCUGACGAAAAAGGAAAAAUGAUUGUAAAAGACUUAGUUGAACAAAUUGAGGCAAGUUUGUCGCGUGGAGAAGAACCGUUUUUCGUGUGCGCAACUGCAGGAACAACAGUUUUAGGUGCUUUUGACCCAAUUAAUGAUAUUGCAGACAUAUGCAAAAAGUAUGGAUUGUGGCUUCAUGUUGAUGGUGCUUGGGGAGGCGGAUCUUUGUUAUCACGUAAAUAUAAGCAUUUAAUGGCAGGUGUAGAACGAGCGGACUCUGUGACAUGGAACCCUCACAAGCUAAUGGGAUGUUUGUUUCAAUGCUCAAUUCUUUUUACAAAAAAAAAAGACAUACUUGCAUCUUGCAAUAGAGAAAGUGUUGACGGUGCAUCUUAUUUAUUCCAAAAAGAUAAACGGCUAUACAACGCUAAAGAGUGGGAUCAAGGUGAUAAAACAAUACAAUGCGGACGAAACGUUGACGUACUUAAAUUAUGGCUAAUGUGGAAAGCGAAAGGUGACAAAGGGAUGGAAGAGCAGAUUGACCGAGUUUUCAAUCUUUCGCGAUAUCUUGCAGAUGUUAUUAAAAAACGAGAAAAUUUUAAACUUAUCAUAGAGCCUCAGUGCACAAACGUUUGUUUUUACUACUACCCUCCUAGCAUUAAAAAAAUGAAUGAUGGUCCAGAAAAAAAUGCUAAACUACAUUCAAUUGCUCCAAUUAUAAAAUCAAGAAUGACACUAGAAGGAACAAUGCUUUGUGGUUAUCAACCAUUAAAAGAACAUGUAAAUUUUUGGAGAAUGACCGUUAUCAACCCAGCCGUGACGUAUGAUGACAUGGACUUUGUUGUAAACGAAAUAGAACGUUUAGGGAGAGAUUUGUGAUAAAAAUUUAUUAUUUUUUGUAAAUAGUUUUUGUACAUUUUUUUUCAAAAUAUAACAGUCUUUAUUA
This is a messenger RNA of Hydra vulgaris (swiftwater hydra), 1875 nucleotides long. RefSeq names its product cysteine sulfinic acid decarboxylase. Gene Ontology annotation, biological process: carboxylic acid metabolic process. The record is from RefSeq and is a predicted model, not a curated record. Gene Ontology annotation, molecular function: carboxy-lyase activity; pyridoxal phosphate binding. Gene Ontology annotation, cellular component: cytoplasm. Lineage: Eukaryota; Metazoa; Cnidaria; Hydrozoa; Anthoathecata; Hydridae.